This is a messenger RNA of Octodon degus (degu), 2429 nucleotides long. RefSeq names its product TNF receptor associated factor 3 (gene Traf3). NCBI's taxonomy places the organism in Eukaryota, Metazoa, Chordata, Mammalia, Rodentia, Octodontidae. The coding region runs from base 243 to 1946 and encodes 567 amino acids. Gene Ontology annotation, cellular component: plasma membrane signaling receptor complex. The record is from RefSeq and is a predicted model, not a curated record. Gene Ontology annotation, biological process: regulation of defense response to virus; regulation of cytokine production; innate immune response. The transcript has 13 exons. Gene Ontology annotation, molecular function: tumor necrosis factor receptor binding; zinc ion binding.
GGCCGCGCAGCGCAGAGCGGGGAUGUGUAUUGAAGUUCACAAAGACAGAAGCUCGGAUACCCAUCCGCGUAGGAGGAUAUACUUCCUAAGAGACUAUGAGGAAACUGAGGCCCAAAGAAGUCAUCCCAUUUGGUUAAAGCCCAUAGCAGGCCAGAGCCAGAUCGGGGACCAGAAACCUGGCCUCGGGCACUCAGCUCUCCUGAGGAUCGCUUUUCUACAAAUGAGAAUUCCUCUCUCCUAAAAUGGAGCCAGGUAAAAAGAUGGACUCGGCCAGUGCGCUGCAAACCAACCCACCGCUGAAGCUGCAGCCUGACCGCGGUGCGGGCUCUGUGUUUGUCCCUGAGCAGGGUGGCUACAAGGAGAAGUUUGUGAAGACUGUGGAGGACAAGUACAAGUGCGAGAAGUGCCACUUGGUGCUGUGCAACCCCAGGCAGACCGAGUGUGGGCACCGCUUCUGCGAGAGCUGCAUGGCCGCCUUGCUCAGCUCUGCUAGUCCCAAGUGUACAGCGUGUCAAGAGAAUGUCCUCAAAGAUAAGGUGUUUAAGGAUAAUUGCUGCAAGAGGGAGAUCCUGGCCCUGCAGAUCUGUUGCCGGAAUGAGGCCAGGGGCUGUACUGAGCAGCUGACGCUUGGGCAUCUGCUGGUGCACUUGAGGAACGACUGCCAGCUCGAGGAGCUCCCCUGCACGCGCGCCGACUGCAGGGAGACGGUGCUGAGGCGAGACCUGCGUGACCAUGUGGAGAAGGCCUGCAAGUACCGCGAGGCCACGUGCACCCACUGCAAGAGCCAAGUCCCCAUGAUCACGCUGCAGAAACACGAAGACACUGAGUGCCCCUGUGUGGUGGUGUCCUGCCCUCACAAGUGCAGUGUCCAGACUCUCCUGAGGAGCGAGUUGAGUGCACACUUGUCAGAGUGUGUCAAUGCCCCCAGCACCUGUAGUUUUAAGCGCUAUGGCUGCGUUUUUCAGGGGACAAACCAGCAGAUCAAGGCACACGAGGCCAGCUCCGCUGUGCAGCACGUCAACCUGCUGAAGGAGUGGAGCAGCUCGCUGGAGAAGAAGGUUUCCUUGCUGCAGAAUGAAAGUGUAGAAAAAAACAAGAGCAUACAAAGUCUGCACAAUCAGAUCUGUAGCUUUGAAAUUGAGAUCGAGAGGCAAAAGGAGAUGCUUCGAAACAACGAAUCCAAAAUCCUUCACUUGCAGCGAGUCAUAGACAGCCAGGCAGAGAAGCUGAAGGAGCUAGACAAGGAGAUCCGUCCCUUCCGACAAAACUGGGAGGAAGCAGACAGCAUGAAGAGCAGUGUGGAGUCACUGCAGAACCGUGUGACGGAGCUGGAGAGCGUGGACAAGAGCGCGGGGCAGGCAGCUCGGAACACAGGCUUGCUGGAGUCCCAGCUGAGCCGGCAUGACCAGAUGCUGAGCGUGCACGACAUCCGCCUGGCCGACAUGGACCUGCGCUUCCAGGUGCUGGAGACUGCCAGCUACAAUGGCGUGCUCAUCUGGAAGAUCCGUGACUAUAAGCGCCGGAAGCAAGAGGCUGUCAUGGGGAAGACGCUGUCCCUGUACAGCCAGCCCUUCUACACUGGCUACUUUGGCUACAAGAUGUGCGCCAGGGUCUACUUGAAUGGGGACGGGAUGGGCAAGGGGACGCACUUGUCGCUGUUCUUCGUCAUCAUGCGCGGAGAGUACGACGCCCUGCUGCCGUGGCCAUUUAAGCAGAAGGUGACGCUCAUGCUGAUGGAUCAGGGCUCCUCCCGGCGCCACUUGGGGGACGCGUUCAAGCCAGACCCCAACAGCAGCAGCUUCAAGAAGCCCACUGGGGAGAUGAACAUCGCCUCUGGCUGCCCAGUCUUUGUGGCCCAAACUGUUCUAGAAAAUGGGACGUAUAUUAAAGAUGAUACCAUUUUUAUUAAAGUCAUAGUGGAUACUUCGGAUCUGCCUGACCCCUGAGAGGCCGGCGGAUGGUGGCUUCAGCAGAAGGUAACUCCUCUGGGUGGAACCGGUCUGUCUUCACUGAGGUCCUGAGUGCGGGGAGGACCUUGUGGAGCGGAGGAUGCGGCAGGAGCAGAUGCGGCCACGGGAGGAGCCCGCGGAGACGCCCCACCGUGCCCUCCCGUAGCCUAGCCGCCCUUUACUCUGAAGAAUUAUUUAUCCUUUGACAAGAUAAAUAUUGCCGUGAGAGAAGUUUUCCAUUUUCAUUUUUAAAGAUCUAGUUAAUCAAGGUGGAAAACAUAUAUGCUAAGCAAAACAAACAUGAUUUUUCUUCCUUAAACUUGAACACCAGACACAGAACACACACGGAAGAGCUGGGCCUGUCAGCAUGUUAAGUAGAAGGAUAACUUAUGAAAUAAUAACACAGUUCUGAAUAUUCGUUCUACAAAUCAAGAGUGCAGUCUUGUUCCAAAUAUAGUCUGCUGUCUAUUUUUAAGGCCU